Geodia barretti is the source of this 1284-nucleotide messenger RNA. The record is from the annotation of a GenBank genome assembly. Lineage: Eukaryota; Metazoa; Porifera; Demospongiae; Tetractinellida; Geodiidae.
AUGGGAGUACGUUACAUUCUUGCUUUGGUUCUAAUGAUUGCUGUAAUGAUCGGAUGGAGCCUAUUUUUCGGCAAACGCUUUGCCCCUCAACCCGAUGAACCCGCAACUACCGGGACACCGGCAGCAUCAAGUCCAAGCGAAACACAAUCGGAUGCCACGACGCACGGAACAUUUGAUGGUGCCGACGCAUCUGUCAACCCUGAUCUCUGGACACCCGUUGGGGAAAGUCCAGGCGAUGGAAAAGUCAGCGUCCGAACCGAUAACUAUACUAUUGUUUUUAACGAAAAACUCGCAAUCGCCAAAAAGUGGCAGUUAAAUCACUUUCCAGACCGGACAGAUGCAGACAAAAACCCCUUGAACCUGAUUCCUGAAAACGCACUCAACUGCCUCGCACUUCGGUUUGGCAAUUCGCAGCUCCAACUCGAUUCACUCCGUGCCAGAUGGAAGGCUGACAAAUCCGAAAUCAACAUCACAAACAGACAAGAAGCUGUCACACUCAUCUUCGGGACAACAAUCGGAGAAAAAUUACGAGUCACAAAGCAGUUCACCUUCAAUCCGGGCAACUACUUCGUUGACAUGACGGUAACUUUCCAAAAUGUCUCUGACGAACCGCUGCUUAUGGGCGGAACCGAACCCGCAAACGGAUACCAACUUCAGUGGGGACGAGGUAUCAAUGCUGAUCUGCUGCCACAUGAAAAGAAGAGCGGCAAACGUGGGCGACGCGGCAGUGAAGGGGCAAAGGCUUAUAUCGGUGAGGGUAAACCGAGGCGUGAACUCAAAUCUGAACACGCUUCAGCCACAGUUCUCUGGGCGGGAUUGGAUAGCCAGUACUUCAGCGCAUUGAUGAUUCCAGACCCUCAACUUGCCGCUACCUAUAAAUUUAUAGAGACGCCACAGGCAAAUGUUACAACCGGUAUCACUGUCACCGCACCAACAGAAACGGCGGCACUCGUCUUACCAAGCUUUUAUCUCACAGCACAGCGGAAGGAGACGCAUGUUUUUCGGCUCUACGUUGGACCGAAGGACGAUACAAUUCUAAAAAGUAUAGAGGCACCGAAUGCACCUGAGAACCCAGUGCGUCUCUCGAAAAUUAUCAACUUCGGAUUCUUCUGGCCCCUCGCAUGGGGGAUGCUCUGGGUAUUCAAAGGCUUCCAUAGUGUCUUUGGAAACUACGGCGUAGCGAUUAUACUCCUGACGGCUUUGGUGAAGAUCGUCUCUUAUCCCUUCACACACAAAGCACAUAAAUCUAUGAAGGAGAUGCAGAGACUUCAGCCGCAAUUAGUG